GGUGUUCUGGGCGUGAGUCCUCCUGUGUCUGAGAGUCUGAUGAGCCUGCCGAUCUUAGUCGGAUAGCCCCAGAGGGCUGGGUUUGAUUGGUGGGGGGCUUAUUCGCAUUUACCCCGCAAGCCCAACUGAUGCUUGAUGAAGGGGAGAUAACGGGGAACUUUGGUGGGUCUUCCACUUUGGAAGAAAGGACUCUUGCUGGGGUGGAUUCUACUGUGUAAGGAUGCAGAACUAAGGUUUCCCCUUCUACUCCCCUUUCCCCCUCCCACUUCCCUCUCCCAUUGGUGUUUGUUAGAAACUGAGGUUCCUAGCUUCCCAGCCAUUCAGGGAUUUCCUCAGUGAGCUGUUCCCCCCGUGCUCCAGAGGGCACCUGGCUGCCUUCCUGACUCCCUCACUGCCCCUAGAGCAACACUGAACCUGCCACACAGCAAUGGAUUCCUCACUCCUGGGCCGGGGACACCCGGUGGAGCCUAGGGAGUCACAUCUUCCUCAAGCCUGCUUUGAACUCUCAACUCUCAUCUUUCUCCUCUGUCUCCUCCCCCCGAGCUCCCCAGGGUAACCCUAACCUGCAAAUACUAAAUGGAAAGGAAAAGAGAAAGAUUUGGAAAAAUAGAAGUAUUAAUGAAGGGGGACCCACUGAUGGGGUCAUCCAUUUUUCUCAGGCUCAAGUCAGCCCUGGGCAGCCUCAGACUGGAGGAGGAGUAAAGUGAACGUGACAUAACUAGGUCUGCCCUCAUCUGUGAGGACUGAAAAGAGGGAGCAUAGCAGUCCAUGUGUAGAACUCCAGAUCUGCUCUCAGGACGCCUGCCUUGUGUGUUCCUUAGUGGAUAAUCCCAUGUGGUGGGGUUGGGCAUAUGGUGGCGGCAUGCCCAUGCCUUGAGACAGUGUAGGGCCCGAGGCCCACAUUCCUAGAGAAGAGGGAGGGAUGAGACCUUGGACAGAGAAGCCGCCUCCUGGAUGUCUCCCCCAUCCUUUAGUCCCGUUAGCUGAGGACAUCAGUGCUGGCCAAGGGCAGCCUGAAGACUUCUGGUGCCUCCCCCACCUGGCUCCCAUCCCCUGCUCUAGAGAAUCACUUAGCCUCUGCUGGAACUGCGUGGAACUCCAGCCUGACCUUUUGAGCCCUCCUGCUUUCCUGACUAUUACGCAAGCCCAGGGCAGAGCACUAGGCUGUGAAAAUCCUGCAGUUACAAUCUCAGUAGCUCAUUCUACUCUGCUUCCCUAAUGUCAAAAGCUACGACUUUGUCCUGGACCCAUUGCUUUCUGGGGUAUCUAUAACUUCUUCCUUCCGUGUAUAGAUAGCUGUGUGCAGAUUCCCUGUGUGGUCGGCUCCUCUUGGAGACUGGAGGGCCCAUGAGACUGAUCCUGCCUUCUUGGCCUACUUCAAACGCAAUAACAUCUCUUCUCAGGACUCUCUGGCCCUGAUUGUGGAGCCUAGCUGACUGGUGGCUCCUCCCCUAGGCAAUAGUAGCUUACUUGGGGUAGGUAGGGAUGAAUGCAUGUACAGAGGAACCUGGCCAAGUCCCGCUGUAACUGUGGACUAGAGGUCCAAUCACUCAAGGGCACCGGACAGGCCCUGAGAGGCCUGACCCUGGAAUUGGAAGUCACUUGAGGUAGGGACCAGGGAUUGACAGCUUUUAAAGGGGCCGAUGCUGGCUCUAGAAAUUUGUAGCUAUUGGGCCCCAACUAAGGCUUACUCUUAGGGGCAGAGGAUUAAAUGAGGCUCUGAUUUGGCCCAGAGUGGACCUGAUCUUUCAGGGUCCCUGAAUAAAGACAGGCUAGAAGUUCUGACUUGGCAUAGAAAUGUGAUUCCUGCUGAUUCUCUCCCGGAGCUUGAGGCAAGGUGGCAUUGGGGGCCGGGGAGUGGAGUGCCAGGACCAUGCAGACAUCCUCUUCUUCCCCUCAAAUCUGUUUUCCUUUCCAACAAUGUGCCAAGAGUGAAUUCCCUCUGGUUCCGUGGCCCAUUUCAGGUGUGUGUGUGUCUCUAGGAGUUUUCUCUGACCAUUUACUACCCAGGGUUUGACUGAAGCCAUUUUCUCCCAGGAAAAACCCCAUAGGUUUGGACAGGGUGCUGUUUCCUCAGGUGCACAGGACAGCCCCUGUCUGGUGCUUCUUAGAGGCCCCUGAGGCCCUGACCAGAAGGAGGUACUAGGGAGAAAGAUGGAACCCCUGGAAGUGUGGAGCCUUGUUCUGGGGAAGCGACCCCAUGGAAUUAGAGGCCACCGGGGCUAUGGAAUGUGCUGGGGAUUAGAGCUUCUCAUCCCAGCUCACACUCUGCCACAGAUCUCAACACUUCUGUUUGCGACACUCUACAUCCUCUGCCACAUCGCCCUGACCCGCUUCAAGAAGCCCACUGAGUUCACCACAGUGGAUGAUGAAGAUGCCACAGUCAACAAGAUUGUGCUCGAACUGUGCACCUUUACCCUGGCGGUUGCCCUGGGUGCUGUCCUGCUCCUGCCCUUCUCCAUCAUCAGCAAUGAGGUGCUGCUCUCUCUGCCUCGAAACUACUACAUCCAGUGGCUCAACGGCUCCCUCAUCCAUGGCCUCUGGAACCUCGUUUUUCUCUUUUCUAACUUGUCCCUCAUCUUCCUCAUGCCCUUUGCAUACUUCUUCACUGAGUCUGAAGGCUUUGCUGGCUCCAGAAAGGGUGUCCUGGGCCGAGUCUACGAGACGGUGGUAAUGUUGAUGCUUCUCACUCUGCUGGUGCUGGGCAUAGUGUGGGUGGCAUCAGCCAUUGUGGACAACAACAAGGCCAGCAGGGAGUCACUCUAUGACUUCUGGGAGUACUACCUCCCCUACCUCUACUCCUGCAUCUCCUUCCUCGGAGUCCUGCUGCUCCUGGUUUGUACUCCAUUAGGUCUCGCCCGCAUGUUCUCGGUCACUGGGAAGCUGCUGGUCAAGCCCCGGCUGCUGGAAGACCUGGAGGAGCAGCUGUACUGCUCAGCCUUUGAGGAGGCAGCCUUGACCCGCAGGAUUUGCAAUCCCACCUCCUGCUGGCUGCCUUUGGACAUGGAGCUGGUUCACAGACAGGUCCUGGCUCUGCAGACACAGAGGGUCCUGCUCGCUUCCCAUCCCUGCACAGAGAAGCGGCGGAAGGCUUCCGCCUGGCAGCGGAACCUGGGCUACCCCCUGGCCAUGCUGUUCUUGCUGGUACUGACGGGCCUGUCUGUACUCAUUGUGGCCAUCCACAUCCUGGAGCUGCUCAUUGAUGAGGCUGCCAUGCCCCGGGGCAUGCAGGGUACCUCUCUGGGCCAGGUCUCCUUCUCCAAGCUUGGCUCCUUUGGUGCUGUCAUUCAGGUUGUACUCAUCUUUUACCUGAUGGUCUCAUCGGUUGUGGGAUUCUACAGCUCUCCACUCUUCCGGGGCCUGUGGCCCAGAUGGCACGACACAGCCAUGACACAGAUAAUUGGGAACUGUGUCUGCCUCCUGGUCCUGAGCUCAGCACUUCCUGUCUUCUCUCGAACUCUAGGGCUCACUCGCUUUGACCUGCUGGGUGACUUUGGACGCUUCAACUGGCUGGGCAAUUUCUACAUCGUGUUCCUCUACAAUGCAGCCUUCGCGGGCCUCACCACUCUAUGUCUGGUGAAGACCUUCACCGCAGCUGUGCGGGCAGAACUGAUCCGGGCCUUUGGGCUGGACAGACUGCCAUUGCCUGUCUCCGGUUUCCCCCGGGCAUCUAGGAAGACCCAGCACCAGUGACCUCCAGCUGGGUGUGGGAGGGAGAAAACUGGACACUGCCAUCUGCUGCCCAGGCCUGGAGGGGUGGGUGGACCUCAGGACCUGGAAUCUGAGAGGGUGGGUGGCAGAGGGGAGCUGAGCCGUCUGCACUGUCGCAUAAUCUGAGCCAGAGUUUGGGACCAGGCCCCCCCGCCGCUUUUCCAGAUUUAACCAUGGGCCCCAGUGUGGGGUGGGGCUGCGUGACUGGGUCUGGCUCCUGGUCCCAAACGUGUUUACACAUCACUCUGCCUCACUGCUGUUUCGGGCCAUGCCCGUAGCCAUGUUUACAUGAUUUGAUGUGCAAUAGGGUGGGGUGGGGACAGGGGAGGGACUGGGCCGGGGUGGACUUGGGAGGUGGAUUGUCUCCCUUGCCUCUGGCCCAUCAGAACCUAAGCACUGUGCUGUCCUAGAGGGGUUUUGGACUACCAGAGAGAUGAGGGCAUAGGGAGGAAGAGGCCACAACUAUCAGCAAUAAAGUUGAUCCAGGGUUUGCUUUGGUUUUUUAAA
Molecule: messenger RNA, 4218 nt
Organism: Equus caballus (horse)
Lineage: Eukaryota; Metazoa; Chordata; Mammalia; Perissodactyla; Equidae
Gene: LMBR1L
Product: limb development membrane protein 1 like
Biological process (GO): receptor-mediated endocytosis; signal transduction
Cellular component (GO): plasma membrane
Molecular function (GO): transmembrane signaling receptor activity
Source: RefSeq, a predicted model, not a curated record